Hemicordylus capensis (graceful crag lizard) is the source of this 2724-nucleotide messenger RNA. It is a transcript of the gene UBOX5, whose product is annotated as U-box domain containing 5. Lineage: Eukaryota; Metazoa; Chordata; Lepidosauria; Squamata; Cordylidae. Gene Ontology annotation, biological process: protein polyubiquitination. The record is from RefSeq and is a predicted model, not a curated record. Gene Ontology annotation, molecular function: ubiquitin-ubiquitin ligase activity; ubiquitin protein ligase binding. Bases 288 to 1904 code for a protein of 538 amino acids. Gene Ontology annotation, cellular component: nucleus. The transcript has 6 exons.
GCGGCCCUGUCGGGGAGAGAGAGGGCUUGCUGGGAGCCGCGAGUCGCGGUGGCUGCAGAGCAGGGAGAGAAACACUGAGAAAUCGCUAUCCACCUACCUGAAAAGAACGGAUAAACAAGUUUCUGCAAAUACCACAAUUAACACAAGUAAAAAUUUUCAGACUUGGAUAAGAGCUGAUAGGAAAGUUAGACCCAACUUUUAUGGAGAAUAAUAACCUUUUGUUGGUUAUUGGAAAAUGAGAGCCAAAUUGACUGUUGGGAAGCUGAUCUCCCCAUCAAGCCAUAAAGAUGGUGAUCAAUGUCUGCCUCCCCCAGUUCAAGCCAAGAAUUCACUGCAACAAGAUCUCUGCUGACGGUUAUGAAGUAGAAAAUCUGGUCUCUGAAGACCCCGCCAAGAGGAAUCGUGGCUUCCGUUGUGAAUAUUUCAUCAAGCCUCCAGUCCACGUCACACUCUCUUUCCCCUUUAACGUUGAAAUCUGCCGGAUUAAUAUAGACCUCUCCUCAGGUGGCUAUCAGAAUAUCACUGGGCUGGAUAUUUGCACGUCUACCUCAUCCAGUAAAGCCUCUUUGAACAGCCCAGAGUCUCCGUUCUCAGGUCUGGCCGGCCAGCCAGCAUUUGACAAAGAGGUUUUCACGCUGGUAGGCAAAGCUGUGCUGAAGAAUCAAAGCAAAGUGACCUUCGGCCACCGAGGCUUCAAGCCGAGGCCUCCGUUCCAUCAUCUGAUGGACACUCUCUUCUCCUUUCCUGGCUCUGCAUCUCUGGACUUGUGGAACAAAGGCCCAGCUUCUCUGAGCAGCGUCUCACACUUAAAAAUCUGCAUCACCCAUGUGGCGGGAAGCGGCUUGCCCUGCAUUAAGAAAGUGGAGGUGUGGGGCCAGCCAGCCAAGUCCUGCUCUCACGAAGUGGUUGACGACGUGCUCCGGGUUGCCUCUGAAUCCUCGGCGCAAGGCUUCGGUGGACAAGCCGCCAGCCUUCCUUUGCCAAUGGAGAGUGACAUUGUGCCCUUGGGCAACUCGGACAGCCAGGAACAGAAGCUGAUGGAAGCCAUUCAGGAUGUCCCUGAAGAGUUCUUGGACCCCAUCACCCUGGAGGUAAUGACUCUCCCCAUGCUGCUGCCCUCUGGCAAGGUGAUCGACCAAGGCACCCUGGAGAAGUGCAACCGGAGCGAGGCCUCUUGGGGGCGAGUGCCCAGCGAUCCGUUCACGGGGGUGGCUUUCAGCCAGCACUCACAGCCCCUUCCCCACCCCUCCCUCAAGGCAAGGAUAGACCACUUCCUCCUCCAGCACAGCAUUCCUGGCACUAAUCUCCUAGGGAGGGCUCAGGCCUUGGGAACGGUGGUAGCCUCUUCCAUAGCUAUGUCUUCUCUCAAAAGGAAAAUAGACCUUGUGGAACAGAAUCCUGAAGGCCGCCACAGUGUGGAGCCGUUCCAUUUUUCCACAGCAAACUUUGUAGUCACGUCUACCUCCGAGACCCGGGCUAAAAAGAUGAAAAUGGAGUGUGAUUCGAACUCCUCCCAAAUGGACUGCUCAGCAGAUCUUAUUUCUCAUGAACAGAGGCUUUCCGACAGUUUGGAUAGCGCCUUGAACUCUGCACUCAGCUCAAUGCCAUUGUUCACAGCUAGCUUGGCAAAGGGCCAACAACAGCUACACAGUGGUGGCAGCUGCAGCAGUCCAUGGAAUGCAGGUGGAGGGCAUGAGCACAACCGGAGCGACGCCCUGCAAGGCUGCUCCUCCUGCUGCAGGACCUUUUCUCUGUACUUCACAACGGAGACAGUUUACCAGCUCCCUUGCGGCCACCUCGUGUGCCGCCCGUGCUUGUCCGAGAAGCAGAAAUCUUUGUCGAUACUGUGCAUGAAUUGUAAAAGGUCGGUCGCCACGCACGAGGUCAUGCGGGUCCAUUUCUAGCCUGUUUCCAUGACGCACUCUCUAGAAUGAGUGAUCAGAAGAGUGGGGGGGGGGAGGAGGAGAAGUUGCUGACGUUCCCCCUCCUUUGAUUCGUGUGAGGCCGGGAUCCUACAGAAGCCUUGCAGAAGAGAACUCUGUGAGGUUCUGAAGAGGAUUUGUGGCCCUCAGAGAGAACAGACAGGGCUGUAGCCAGAGCUAAAGCGAUCAAAGGAGAAUAAAGCCAUAAAGCUUCUCUUAAUUUUUUUUUUAAACAGCUCAUUUAUAUACAAAACUGGCACCCAUGUAACGACGUACCAUUAUUUUGCCACCUUUCCAGCAGUUUCUUGCUUUGGGGGGGAGGGGGCGGUGAGCUCGCUUUCCGUGCGGUCUGUUCAACAAGAGAUCUUUUUGAUGAUAGUGAAGGAAGGAGGUGAUGGGGGUGGAGACGGCAUCCUUGCUGUGCCAAAUUGCCCAGAGCCAUCGUCGCUUGCAGGUAUUUUUCCAGCCAUGCAAAAAAAGGAGGGGGGAAAGUAUCCAGGAAAUAAGCACACAGGUUGCCUGUUCUGAAGACCAAGUAACUACCUGAGAGAAGGGAGCAAGUGGAUGAUGAUUGGACAGUCCUGGUGGUGAAUUUCAUUCAUUGUGCAAUCUGUAUACAAAGUCAGUGUAUUCUAUAUAUAUGUGUACACACACACACACACACACGUUGUCACUCUUGAUUUCUGUUGUGCAACUUGGGAGUGGGGAGAUGGGUGGCCAGUUCGCCUCCUACCUAGUGGAUAAAAAUGUCAGCCUUAAUAAAGUUAUGGUCAGAAAUCUCUGAUCUCUUUCAGGCUUACAA